This is a messenger RNA of Piliocolobus tephrosceles (Ugandan red Colobus), 2689 nucleotides long. It is a transcript of the gene IRF2BPL, whose product is annotated as interferon regulatory factor 2 binding protein like. The coding region runs from base 166 to 2544 and encodes 792 amino acids. Gene Ontology annotation, biological process: regulation of transcription by RNA polymerase II. Lineage: Eukaryota; Metazoa; Chordata; Mammalia; Primates; Cercopithecidae. Gene Ontology annotation, cellular component: nucleus. Gene Ontology annotation, molecular function: transcription corepressor activity. The record is from RefSeq and is a predicted model, not a curated record. The transcript has a single exon.
GCGGUGGAGACUCGCGUUCCCUCCAGCCCCUGGGGCAGAACUUUCUCGCCCCCCCUCCUCCCUCCCCCGCAGUCGGACUCCCUCCCCAGCCGGCCAGUCCUCCCGGAGGAGAAGGCGUCGCGGAGACAGCCCGGGCGGGGGCCUACCUUCCCCAGGGCCGGCAUCAUGUCGGCGGCGCAGGUGUCCUCGUCCCGGAGACAAUCUUGCUACCUGUGCGACCUGCCCCGCAUGCCUUGGGCCAUGAUCUGGGACUUCUCGGAACCCGUAUGCCGCGGUUGCGUCAACUACGAGGGCGCCGAUCGCAUCGAGUUCGUGAUCGAGACCGCGCGCCAGCUGAAGCGGGCGCACGGCUGCUUCCAGGACGGCCGCUCCCCUGGGCCGCCGCCGCCCGUCGGGGUCAAGACAGUGGCCCUGUCGGCUAAGGAAGCGGCGGCGGCGGCAGCAGCAGCAGCGGCCGCGGCCGCCGCGCAACAGCAGCAGCAGCAACAGCAGCAACAGCAGCAGCAGCAACAGCAGCAGCAGCAGCAGCAACAGCUCAACCACGUUGAUGGUUCCAGCAAGCCUGCGGUGUUGGCGGCCCCGUCUGGCCUGGAGCGCUACGGCCUGAGCGCGGCAGCUGCCGCCGCCGCCGCUGCCGCCGCCGCGGUGGAACAGCGCAGCCGCUUCGAAUACCCGCCACCGCCGGUGAGCCUGGGAAGCAGCAGCCACUCCACGCGGCUGCCCAACGGCCUGGGGGGCCCAAACGGCUUCCCCAAACCAACACCGGAGGAGGGACCCCCAGAGCUGAACCGCCAGAGCCCCAACUCGUCUUCAGCGGCGGCGUCGGUGGCGUCUCGGCGUGGGACGCACGGUGGGCUGGUGACGGGGCUGCCCAACCCGGGGGGUAGCGGAGGUCCCCAGCUUACUGUGCCCCCCAACCUGCUGCCGCAGACGCUGCUUAACGGCCCGGCCAGCGCCGCGGUACUUCCCCCACCCCCUCCCCAUGCUCUGGGCAGCCGUGGGCCCCCAACGCCUGCUCCCCCAGGGGCUCCUGGGGGCCCCGCUUGUCUCGGGGGUACCCCAGGUGUAUCGGCCACGUCGUCCUCCGCGUCGUCUUCGACCUCUUCGUCGGUGGCAGAGGUGGGCGUGGGUGCUGGUGGCAAGAGGCCCGGCUCGGUGUCGAGCACAGACCAGGAGCGCGAGUUGAAGGAGAAGCAGCGCAACGCCGAGGCCCUGGCCGAGCUGAGCGAGAGCCUGCGCAACCGCGCCGAGGAGUGGGCCAACAAGCCCAAGAUGGUCCGCGACACGCUGCUCACGCUGGCUGGCUGCACGCCCUACGAGGUUCGCUUCAAGAAGGACCAUUCGCUCUUGGGCCGCGUUUUCGCCUUCGACGCGGUCUCCAAGCCCGGCAUGGACUACGAAUUGAAGCUGUUCAUUGAGUACCCCACGGGCUCGGGCAACGUGUACUCCAGUGCGUCUGGUGUGGCCAAGCAGAUGUACCAGGACUGCAUGAAGGACUUCGGCCGGGGCCUAUCCUCGGGUUUCAAGUACCUAGAGUACGAAAAGAAGCACGGCUCCGGGGACUGGCGCCUGCUUGGGGACCUGCUCCCCGAGGCCGUGCGCUUCUUCAAGGAGGGCGUGCCCGGCGCUGACAUGCUGCCCCAACCCUACCUGGACGCCAGCUGUCCCAUGCUGCCCACGGCGCUGGUGAGUCUGAGCCGCGCCCCCAGCGCACCCCCGGGGACCGGGGCCCUGCCGCCCGCGGCGCCCUCGGGCCGGGGCGCAGCCGCCAGCCUGCGCAAAAGGAAGGCCUCUCCGGAGCCCCCGGACUCAGCCGAGGGCGCGCUGAAGCUGGGCGAGGAGCAGCAGAGGCAACAGUGGAUGGCGAACCAGAGCGAGGCGCUGAAGCUCACCAUGUCCGCCGGGGGCUUCGCGGCGCCGGGACACGCGGCAGGGGGUCCGCCUCCGCCGCCCCCACCUCUGGGACCCCAUUCUAACCGGACCACCCCACCUGAGUCAGCCCCCCAGAACGGUCCGUCCCCCAUGGCCGCCCUCAUGUCGGUGGCAGAUACUCUGGGCACAGCGCACUCGCCCAAGGAUGGCAGUUCCGUGCACUCUACCACUGCGUCCGCGCGGCGCAACAGCAGCAGCCCAGUCUCGCCGGCCUCCGUGCCGGGGCAGCGCCGCUUGGCAUCACGUAAUGGGGACCUGAAUUUACAGGUGGCGCCCCCGCCACCUAGCGCCCACCCGGGCAUGGACCAAGUGCACCCCCAAAACAUUCCGGAUUCCCCCAUGGCCAACAGCGGACCUCUGUGCUGCACCAUUUGCCACGAACGUUUGGAGGACACGCAUUUCGUUCAGUGCCCGUCCGUCCCCAGCCACAAAUUUUGCUUCCCUUGCUCUAGAGAGAGUAUCAAGGCCCAGGGGGCCACCGGCGAGGUGUAUUGCCCCAGCGGUGAGAAAUGCCCCCUAGUCGGGUCGAAUGUACCUUGGGCCUUCAUGCAGGGCGAAAUCGCGACUAUCUUAGCUGGGGAUGUUAAAGUGAAAAAGGAAAGAGACCCUUGAACCACUGGGUAGCCACCUCCUUUGCCCUAGACCAGCUUCUCUCCAAUCCUGAGGGCCCCUCCCCCAACCCACCUCGACCCUCCCUUCCCUCACCCCCAAGGUGUAGAAUUGUGAAUAUAACAAAACUGCAAAAAGUUAGUCUUAU